Molecule: messenger RNA, 417 nt
Organism: Prorocentrum cordatum
Lineage: Eukaryota; Dinophyceae; Prorocentrales; Prorocentraceae
Source: the annotation of a GenBank genome assembly
GAGCUGAGCAGCGCGGAGCAGCGGAAGCGCGCGGCCGCCGCGGAGGUCGACCAGGCGAGGUCCGAGCUGGAGCGGAGGCGUGCCGAGAGGGACAGCAACGUCGCGUUACUCGAGGCGCGCGCCGUCGUCGAGCGGGCCAGGGCGGAGCGCGACAGGCUCGCCGCGGAGCUGCAGGACUGUAUCGGUCGUCCGCUCUUGGCCAGGGGCUGGCUGCGCCCUACCCAGGUCCCGAGCCUCCGCAUCGUGCGGGGGCUCCGCGACGCAGCGCAGCUGAGCGCGCGGCUGCGCUCGGAGGUGGAGCUGCUGGCGGGAGCGGCGGCGCGCGAGGCCGCCCUGGAGGCCGCCGGCGGCGAGCUCCCCUCCAGCGUGGUGCCCGAACCGACGCAGCUGGCAACUUCGGCCCUCGACUCGCAGCAG